AUGGCUGUACGACACACUCGCCGACGAUCUAUGGAAACAAUGGAUAGACACGGAGUCGGCGAAGAAGGCCUUCAAAAAGGGCGGAUAUUUUUCAAAGAAAUUUAGCGAUACAUUGAAAGUGGUUGUACUGAACAACAAUAUCUGUCAGAAUGAAAACUAUUACAUCGCUUACGAUCCCAUCGAUCCGGACGGACAGCUCCAGUGGCUCAUCGAUGAGCUCAAUAGUGCCGAAACUGAUGGCUCGUAUGUUAUGAUAUUAGGACACGUCCCUCCGGGCGACUGCUAUAUCGCGUGGAGUAAUAACUACUUCCGGAUUAUGGAAAGGUAUCAACACUUGAUUGUGAGCUCAUAUUUCGGUCACACACACAAUGACGAGAUCGUUGUCUUGUAUAACAAAAACCAUGAAACCAAUGGCACGUAUGCCGUCUCUCACGGCUAUAUCGGCGCUAGUCUUACCACAUAUAACCUCCUGAAUCCUGGUUACAGAAUAUUCACAUUAGAUAGUAAUGGAAAACCUUUAGAUUGGGAUAUAUUUUAUACUAAUAUAACUGACGAUAACAUUAAAGGCAAAGGAGUGUUACCGAAAUGGCAAUCAGACACGUCUGCCAAACAGAUCUAUGGUAUGGACUCUCUGUCCACCGAAUCGUGGGAUCAGUUUAUGACGAGAGCCGAAAAGGAUGACCGACUCGUCGAGCUCUAUAUCAAUCAUUACCACCGAUUCAGUGAUGACUACAUCCAUGAAAAGACCAAAUCAGGCGAAUAUAACAUCAAGAAUAAAAGAGACACUUUGCUUAACAAACGGACUCUAAAUCCUAUUUAUUCUUUAUUACCGAAUAAUAAUAAAUAAUGUGAAGAAUUUAAUAAAGAUUUGGAUCAAUUGAGAACAGAAUUGCAUCAAUUUGUGGCCGAAGAAGACAGACAUUUGUUUGUUAACUAUGAUAUUUUGGAAACCAUUCAGUUAUUGAAUAAUUUGCGAAAUGACAUUUACUACCAAAAGCAUGAUAACCAGACAUGUCAUGACUGUGUCACAGCUCUGACCACAGCUAAACUGAUCCUAAAAACACCUGAAGUGAUCAAAUCGGCCGCAAAGACCAUAUGCUCGACACCGGGUGUGAAGGAAACAGAGCGCGUAUGUGUCGGCACGUUAACCAUUAUGUCUGAUCCGGUUGUAUAUAUACUUCAAAAUUCAACGAUAACUAUCCCAGAGAUGUGUAGCGUUUUAUUAGACCCUCAAUGUAUGCAACACUUGGGAUUAUCGGUCACACCAGCCGUGAAUUGGGUCUUACCGUUGCCUAAACCCAAACCAUUUAACCCGAGACCCGACUCCGGGAAACAAAUGAAAAUGUUGCACAUGACUGAUAUUCAUCUGGACCUGUAUUACACUCCCGGUUCUAACGCCCUGUGCGAUGAGCCCAUGUGUUGUCGGUCCACAUCUCACGGACACAACAAUUCGGCCGGUUAUUGGUCUGAGAUGUCGGGCGUUUGCGAUACUCCCCUAUCCUUUACCGAAGAGGCCGUCAAACAUAUCGGAAACAAUCACAAAGACCUGGAUUUUGUGAUUUGGACGGGAGAUAGUGUACCACACGAUGAAUGGAACAGUUCUAAAACGGGAAAUCUCCUUCAUAUCAACACAACAACCAAUUUGGUUAAGAAAUACUUUGAUGGAAAAAGUGUUUUCCCAAUUAUUGGUAAUCACGAGCCCUGCCCUUUUAAUAUGUAUGUGCCAAAUGAGGUGUCCAUCAAAUCAAAUGGUCAAAUGUCGUUGAGCUGGUUAUACAACACUCUGGCCGACGACUAUUGGUCGCAAUGGAUAAACACUGCGUCCGCUAAGAAAGCAUUUAAAACAGGCGGCUAUUACUCUAUACAACUCAACGAUCGGUUGAAGAUUGUUGUCCUAAACAACAACAUCUGCGGCGGACGUAACUAUUGGGUCGCUUAUAAUCCGGUCGAUCCGGACGGACAGCUCAAGUGGUUUAUUGACGAAUUGGACAGCGCAGAGACUCAGGGAAUACACGUUUUGAUAUUAACUCAUCAGCCAAUGUCUGCAUGUUAUCAGUCGUGGGGAAACAAUUAUAUGAGAAUUGUUGAGAGGUUUGCGAAUGUAAUAGUGAGCACAUAUUAUGGUCACACACAUUACGAUGAGAUACAAGUGCUUUACAACAAAAAUCCCACCACUAAUGAGACGUAUCCCAUAUCACACGGUUAUGUCGGCUCCAGUCUCACCACUUUCAGUCGUCUGAAUCCCGGUUAUAAGAUAUUCACAUUGGAUAGCAAUGGUAAAGCAUUGGAUUACGACUUAUACUACACUAAUAUGACGGCCGAUAACAUCGCCGGCAAAGAUGUGAUUCCCAAAUGGACUUCAGAAAAGGCACUGAAAAAGGUCUAUGGCUUGGAUUCAUUGACAACCGACUCGUGGGACCAGUUCUUGACAAAAGCCAAAACAAAGGACAAACUCUUACUGAAUAACUUGCGGUCAAAUAUAGAUCAUGGAAAUCACACUAAGCAAGCAUGUUAUGACUGUGUCUCAGCUCUAACCACUGCCAAACUGGUCCUCAAAACACCGGAUGUGUUGAAAUCGGCCGCAAAAACCAUAUGUAAGACACCGGGUGUUGUCGAACCAAACCGCGUAUGUGUCGGCACAUUAAACAUUAUGUCCGAUCCGGUCGUAUAUAUACUUCAAAAUUCAACCAUAACUAUCCCAGAGAUGUGCGGCGUUUUAUUAGACCCCCAAUGUAUGCAACACUUGGGAUUAAAUGUCACUCAAGCCGUGAAUUGGGUUUUACCGUUGCCUAAACCCAAACCAUUUAACCCGAGACCUGACUCCGGGAAACAAAUGAAAAUGUUGCACAUGACUGACAUUCAUCUGGACCUGUAUUACACUCCCGGGUCUAACGCCCUGUGCGAUGAGCCCAUGUGUUGUCGAUCCACAUCUCACGGACACAACUAUUCGGCCGGUUAUUGGUCUGAGACGGCGUCCGUUUGCGAUACUCCCCUAUCUUUUACCGAAGAGGCCGUCAAACAUAUCGGAAACAAUCACAAAGACUUGGAUUUUGUGAUUUGGACGGGAGAUAGUGUACCACACGAUGGUUGGAACUGCUCUGUAGAGGAGAAUCUCGAACAUAUCUAUACCACAACCAAUUUAGUUAAGAAAUACAUUAAUGGGAAAAGUGUUUUCCCAAUCAUUGGUAACCACGAGCCCUACCCUUUCAAUAUGUAUGUGCCAAAUGAGGUGUCCAUCAAAUCAAAGGGUCAAAUGUCUUUGGGCUGGUUAUACGAUACACUCGCUGACAAAUAUUGGUCUCAAUGGAUAAACACUGUGUCCGCGAAAACUGCAUUUAAAACGGGCGGCUAUUACUCCACACAACUCAACGAUCGGCUGAAGAUUGUGGUCCUAAACAACAACAUCUGCAGCGGACGUAACUAUUGGAUCGCUUAUAAUCCGGUCGAUCCGGACGGACAGCUCAAGUGGUUUAUUAACGAGUUGGACAGCGCAGAGACUCAGGGAAUAUAUGUCAUGGUUUUAGCUCACCAACCAUUACAUGAAUGUUAUUUUUCGUGGGGACACAACUAUAUGAGAAUAAUGGAAAGGUAUGCGAAGGUAAUAGUGAGCACAUAUUAUGGUCACACACAUUACGAUGAGAUACAAGUGCUUUACACCAAGAAUCCCACCACUAAUGAGACGUAUCCCAUAUCACACGGUUAUGUCGGCUCCAGUCUCUGUGCGUUCAAUCAUCUGAAUCCCGGAUAUAAGAUAUUU
This is a messenger RNA of Medioppia subpectinata, 3757 nucleotides long. NCBI's taxonomy places the organism in Eukaryota, Metazoa, Arthropoda, Arachnida, Sarcoptiformes, Oppiidae. The record is from the annotation of a GenBank genome assembly.